Messenger RNA from Miscanthus lutarioriparius, 921 nucleotides. The record is from the annotation of a GenBank genome assembly. NCBI's taxonomy places the organism in Eukaryota, Viridiplantae, Streptophyta, Magnoliopsida, Poales, Poaceae.
AUGGCCGUAGCGGGCGACGCGGCCAAGGAGUACGUCGCCGGAUCCGCCGCCGGCGUCGCCCAGGUCGUAGUCGGCCACCCGUUCGACACGGUCAAGGUUAAACUGCAAGCUCAUAAUACCACGGUUCACGGAAAGGUGUACAAGAAUGCGUUCCACUGCACUAGUAGGAUACUGCUUGAGGAAGGAAUUAGAGGGCUGUACAAAGGUGCGUCAUCUUCGUUUAUUGGUAUAGCUGUUGAAAGCUCCCUUUUCUUUGGCACAUAUUCCCAAGCCAAACAGUUAUUACAGGGAAGCUAUGAGGUUGGUAGGCCACAUCUACAGGUAAUUAUCCCUUCUGCUGCAUGCAGUGGAGCUCUGAUUAGCUGCAUCCUCACUCCAACUGAGCUCACCAAGUGCAGAAUGCAAGUUCAAGGGAAGGAUGUAAUCCAUGGCGCUAGGUACUCCAGCCCUCUAGAUUGUGCUGUGAAAACAUUGGAAAGUGAAGGGCUUAAGGGUAUAUUCCGUGGUGGUUUAGCAACAUUAUUCAGAGAGGCGAUUGGCAAUGCUGUCUUCUUCUGCACUUAUGAGUACAGUCGAUACUGGAUGCACAACUAUUUGGAUUCUGCAAGAUUUUCUGAUAGCAGUCAUUUCGUGCUGGCAAAAGAUAUUGGGAUAGGGGUUAUGAGUGGUGGCAUUAGUGGAAUGGCGUUCUGGACAGCUACCCUACCGCUGGAUGUGGCAAAAACCAUAAUACAGACCGAUCCAGACCCUCAUGUGAGCCGAAACCCCUUGCAAAUUUUGGGCAUGGUUUAUAAGAGAGCUGGGAUGGGUGGCUGUUAUGCUGGACUUGGACCAACUCUAGCAAGAGCAUUCCCUGCCAAUGCAGCAGCAAUUGUUGCUUGGGAGUACAGUGCUAAGAUUCUUGGUAUAAAGCGAGGCUAG